Alligator mississippiensis (American alligator) is the source of this 2800-nucleotide messenger RNA. It is a transcript of the gene RNPC3, whose product is annotated as RNA binding region (RNP1, RRM) containing 3. Gene Ontology annotation, biological process: mRNA splicing, via spliceosome. The record is from RefSeq and is a predicted model, not a curated record. Gene Ontology annotation, molecular function: pre-mRNA intronic binding; protein binding; U12 snRNA binding. Lineage: Eukaryota; Metazoa; Chordata; Crocodylia; Alligatoridae. The transcript is spliced from 15 exons. Gene Ontology annotation, cellular component: U12-type spliceosomal complex. Bases 54 to 1592 code for a protein of 512 amino acids.
GCGGGUAGCACUUCCGGGUUGCUAUCCCGCCCCUCGCCCCGGCCGCGGCGGGGAUGGCGGCGCCGGGCUGCGCGGAAGAGGUGGCUGCGGCCAAGGCGGGGGUCACGGGCCGGCGGAGCGGCCGGACGCUGUUGGUGCGGCACCUGCCCGCCGAGCUGACGGCGGUGGAGAAGGAGGAACUGCUGAGGCACUUCGGGGCCGUGUCCGCGCGCGUCCUGUCGGACCAUGGGCGGCUGAAACAUACAGCCUUUGUUACUUUUCCCAAUGAAAAUGCAGCUGCAAAGGCUUUGUCAAGAUUGCAUCAGUUGAAAAUUUUAGGUCACACCUUAGUUGUUGAAUUUGCAAAGGAGCAAGAUAGUGUUCAUGUACUUAGCCAUCCUGCACCCUCAGAGAAGAGCAAAAGUUUAGAAGAACCAGUAAAAGAAGAAAAAGAAAGGAAAGAGCCAAGCUUUCCUAUAAUAGAGAAUGGAAUUGCUCCGAGCCAUGGGCUCACGUUUCCUAUAAAUUCUUGCCUCAAAUACCUUUAUCCACCACCUUCAAAUGCAAUCCUAGCAAAUAUAGCACAUGCUUUGGCAAGCGUGCCAAAAUUUUACGUACAGGUGCUUCAUCUUAUGAAUAAAAUGAACCUACCCCCGCCAUUUGGACCAAUUACUGCUCGACCUCCAAUGUAUGAAGAAUAUUUGCCAGUGCCUGCGCCACCUCCCCCGAUCCCACCACUGCCUCCCGAGGAACCUCCUUUGCCUGAAGAGGAGGAAGAUCAAGUAACUAGCGGUGAAGAGUCAGAAUAUGAAAGUGAUGAUGAGGCAGAAAAAAAGAGAAUAACAAAAUUAAUGGAAUUAGCAACCCUUCAACCUAAAAGACCAAUAACCACAAAGAGGCGUGGUGUGAGAAAAAAGCAAAAAAUUAAAGACUUACUGAAUGUCCCCCCACCGGCUUCCCACAGUAAUUUGCACCCUGCACUAUCACCUUCAGAUGUGUUUGAACAACCCCAACCUGUAGGCCAUAAAAAAAUAGAGUUUCAUAUUACUGCAGACAUCCCAACUGUUCUUCAGAAAAGCUUGGAGAGAGAACAAAACAACGACCUUCUUGUAAGCACAGAAGAAAUCAGCAAUGCAGGGUUUGGCAAAAUCUUCCCAGCUCCUAGCUCAGAUGAUAAAAUGGAGACCGAAGAUGAUGAUGAUGAAGAUAUGCCAUCAGAAUUUAUUUCUAGACGGGAACUAGAAAAAAGCAGGCUUUCUAGAGAAGAAAUGGAAAGACUUUCUGUUUUCAAAAAUUAUGAACCAGGUGAUCCAAAUUGCAGGAUUUAUGUGAAAAAUUUAGCUAGACAAGUUCAAGAAAAGGACCUCAAGUUUAUUUUUGGAAGAUACAUUGAUUUUCAGUCAGAAACUGAACGAAAUAUGUUUGAUAUACGCUUGAUGAAAGAAGGCCGCAUGAAAGGACAAGCUUUUAUUGGACUUCCAAAUGAAAAAGCAGCUACUAAGGCUUUAAAAGAAGCAAAUGGAUAUGUUUUGUUUGAAAAACCUAUGGUGGUUCAAUUUGCUCGAUCUGCUAGACCAAAGCAAGACUCCAAUGAAGGGAAAAGAAAAAAAUAGAAUAAUACUAAGGAAACAUUCCUGCGUAAAUACUGCAGUAAUACUGUCAUGCAGAGUGUAUCCUUUCUUGUUGUAUCCUUUUUUGUACAAUGUUUUCCAUAACAAAUACCUCAGUUUUCUUCAAGCAUAGAUUCAGGGAGGAAUUUUGUUGGUUUUUUUUAAGAGUUUUGAACAUCUGGUAAUAUAAAUAACUUAAAAUUUAAGGGAAUUUUUUCAAGGAAAAAGUUAGCGCAAAGUCAGUUGUUUAUUUAAAGAGACGCACGAUCGAUUUCUGUUCUCAAAAUGUGCCCUUUCCUCCCUGCUUCUUCUCAAACUUCAUAAAACUUUUUAUUUCAUGGUCCAGAUUUUCAACUGGUAUAAAUUGAAAUUAUUCCAUUGAUUUAGGUGCAGCUAUGCUAAUUUACACCAGCUGAAGAUCUGGCCCUACUCUUCUUUUUUUCUUUUCUUUUCUUUUCUUUUGUUAAUCUCUCAGUAUCAUACUGUUAGAAUUUAUUUCAGAUUGAUUAUAAAUAGUUGUAAAAAAGAUACGUUGCUUCUGUGUUUUUAAGUAAUGUUUAAUGAUUAGUUUUAUCCAAAAUUAUGUGAGGAAAUAUGCAGCAAGUUUAUUCUUUCAGUUUCUCCCUUAAAGAACAGAGAAUUUAGUAAUAUCUCACAAUGAAUUAAUACAGAGAGAAGCUGAAUUUCUAUUAUCCAUUGUUACCUAUUUGUCAUCUCAGAUUGUUUUCCAAUUUUGGUAAUGUUUUGUAGAUAAUUUAUAUUUUCUUGUAAAUUUCAUAUUGCUACUAUAUUGUGAUUUAACAUUUUUAAUCAAAUACAAACCAUAGUAUGUGCAGUAUAUAGCAAGUUUAACUUAGCUGUUCCAGAAAUGAUUCACUAAUCUUCUGAAUAUUUUUUUCCAACUUUUCUGUCUACUUGUCAGAAAAUAACAGUUAUUUUCUCGUCAUGUAUACUUUUAACAUGCCUUUAUAAUGUUCCAGGUCCCUUUUGUGUUCCAUAUCUUUCAAGUGCUAUCCAGCUGUGGGAAGAAGCAGUGUGUUCAACAGAAGCAUGGAACAGUGCGUAGUAACAUUUCAAAUGCAUUUAAAACAGAACAUAUUUAUGUUCUUUUAAAAUGCUUUUAAACCAACCGCAGUCUAUCAGAAGACUUACAUGAAAAAUGUAUGUUAGCCUGCUUGUUAAAUCUCUAAUAAAUUAUUCCUUGCUCUUCA